Helianthus annuus (common sunflower) is the source of this 587-nucleotide messenger RNA. RefSeq lists its product as uncharacterized. The transcript is spliced from 2 exons. NCBI's taxonomy places the organism in Eukaryota, Viridiplantae, Streptophyta, Magnoliopsida, Asterales, Asteraceae. The record is from RefSeq and is a predicted model, not a curated record. Bases 207 to 587 code for a protein of 126 amino acids.
CAAGGCCUCAAAUCGCUCCAUGAGUUUCAUGAAUUUAAUUCGACCUCAUCAAUUUGAUCUUAAUCAUCACUUUCGUUUCAAAAUUUAGAUCACUUAUUUUCCCUCUUUUCUCUGGAUCUGGAACCCUAGCCUCAUCCACACAUCCAAUAUCCUCCAUCCUCUUUCCUCCCUACAGCUCUAAUUAAGAUCUUGAAUUGGCGCCUUAUAUGAGCAAACAUGGAGAAGGGAGGUGGAAUGCUAUUGAAGAGAGCGGCCGGUCGACGGAGGGAGGCGACGAUUGGCGGAGAGGGCGGUUGGAGGGUGUCGUGAGAAUGAGUAGCAGGCGGAGGGUGGCGGAGGAGACGGUGGCGGAAACGGAGGGGCAGCGGUGGUGGAGUGCGGCGGUGAUCCGAUGGGCUGAGAUAUGCCGAUAUGGAAUGGUGACAAGAAACUGUAGAGGGUUCUUUGUUCUCUCUGAUUGUCGGCGAUCUCUCAACACCCGCACCUCAGACUGGUACGUUAAACUCUCUAACUACAAGGUAAUAUUUGUUUUUCUCGAUUCUUCUGGGGUUUGUAUCAGUUAUAUUGAUAGAAUGCUUAAUAGUUAA